Molecule: messenger RNA, 836 nt
Organism: Girardinichthys multiradiatus
Lineage: Eukaryota; Metazoa; Chordata; Actinopteri; Cyprinodontiformes; Goodeidae
Gene: ift27
Product: intraflagellar transport 27 homolog (Chlamydomonas)
Exons: 7
Coding region: 124-687 (187 amino acids)
Cellular component (GO): Golgi apparatus
Molecular function (GO): GTP binding; GTPase activity
Source: RefSeq, a predicted model, not a curated record
AGAAACGAGUUUUGUCCAUGUUGCCGAGGCGAAGAGAAGAUGAAGCAGCUAGCAGUAAUGCUAAUCGAUUUAUGAAAGGAAACGUAACACCUUUCUUAAGAGGUUUUAAAUGUAUACUCUACAAUGGUAAAGUUGAGGGCAAGAUGUCUGCUUGUCGGGGAUGCGGCAGUGGGCAAAAGUUCUCUUUCUCGGAUCUUCUACAGUGAUGGAUCUCUGUUCCAGAAGAACUAUAGCUUGACAACAGGAGUGGAGCUGUUGAUGAAAUGUGUCAACAUCCCAGAGACCAAUGACUCAGUGGAGCUCUAUAUCUUAGACUCUGCAGGGAAGGAGACACUAGUGGAGGGCUGCGAGAAAAUGUGGGGCGAGCCUUCUCUGCUGUGUCUGGUGUUUGAUUUGACCAAUGAGCAGUCUCUUGCUAACUGCACCUAUUGGAUGGAAAGAGUCCGUGCACACUGCAAAGGUCUCCAUGUACCAGGUGUGCUUGUGGGCAACAAGUCGGAUCUCUCCAUUAGAAGGGAAGUGCAAGCAUCUGUGGCCAAAGAGUGGGCCCAGAGCCAGGGACUGGAGUAUCAUGAGACAUCAGCUAAAGAGAUGGACAACUGUGAUGCACCACUCCUCAGUUUAGCACAAGCUUUCUAUUCUUUUUACCAGGAGCGACGUGAGGCCAUCCAGAACCUCAGCCCAUGAUAGACUUCUUUUUCUUCACCACAGUCGCACCGGCCUGGAAGAAGCUGAGAGACAUUGAGACAUAACAUAAUGAAAUAAUUGCAUUUAGAAAAUAUGAUUUUCUGACAAAUUUCUGAAUAUUUUGAUGCAAAUAAAGGACUAAGAAAGGA